Cucurbita moschata (crookneck pumpkin) is the source of this 1897-nucleotide messenger RNA. RefSeq names its product glutathione synthetase, chloroplastic-like. The record is from RefSeq and is a predicted model, not a curated record. Gene Ontology annotation, cellular component: cytosol. Gene Ontology annotation, biological process: glutathione biosynthetic process. Lineage: Eukaryota; Viridiplantae; Streptophyta; Magnoliopsida; Cucurbitales; Cucurbitaceae. The transcript has 12 exons. The coding region runs from base 88 to 1737 and encodes 549 amino acids. Gene Ontology annotation, molecular function: glutathione binding; glutathione synthase activity; ATP binding.
CGCCCAAUCCACUCGGCUGGCUGUGCUCCCUCGUGCUAAUGGCGGCAUUGGCCGCAUCUUUUUACAAAGAUAGAGCUAAAAUUCGACAUGGGUUCUGCUCAUUCUUCAUGCUCUCUCCUUACAACUUCCUCCACUCAACAUUUCUGCUUUCCCCAAUCGCCAAUUUGCGUAUCAAAGUUACGUCCAGCAAAUCAGAAUCAAAUCAGAUCUAUCAAAUUCACUUCUCACUCUUUUCGUUGUUGUUCCUCUCCACAGAAUUUGCCUUUAAGGUGUAAUCAAGUAGGUGAAUUUGAAACCCAAGUGAAGUCUUUCAAAACCAUGGCGGAUAUUCAUGGCAUUGAUCAAGAGUUGCUGAACAAGAUUGUCUAUGACGCUCUUGUUUGGAGUUCUCUACAUGGACUUGUUGUUGGUGAUAAGUCAGUGAAGAGAUCAGGAACAAUACCUGGUGUAGGUUUGGUUCAUUCGCCAAUUGCCUUGUUGCCUGGGUCAUUUCCUGAAACUCAUUGGAAGCAAGCAUGUGAGUUAGUCUCCAUUUUUAAUGAAUUAGUCGAUCGAGUGAGCUUGGAUGGGAAAUUUCUACAGGAAUCAUUAUCUAGAACCAAAAAAGCGGAUGAUUUUACGUCUAGACUUUUAGAUAUUCAUUCCAAGAUGCUUCAGAUGGACAAAAAAGAGGAAAUUCGCCUGGGUUUACAUCGCUCAGAUUAUAUGCUUGAUGAGAAAACAAAAUUACUUCUUCAAGUAGAGCUCAACACCAUAUCAUCUUCAUUUGCUGGACUUAGUCAAAUAGUCAGUAAACUUCAUAGUGACUUACUUGAUCAAUAUGGGGAAGUCCUUGGAUUAGACUCUAGAAUGAUUCCUGAAAAUAAUUCCGGUAAUCAGUCUGCUGAGGUAUUGGCCAAAGCUUGGACCGAAUAUAACAACCCAAGUGCUGUUAUUAUGAUUGUGGUUCAAGCCGAGGAACGCAACAUGUAUGAUCAACAUUGGCUUUCUGUUCAUUUGAGGAAAAGACAUAAUGUCAAGACUAUUCGGAAAACAAUGGCAGAAAUCGAUCGGGAGGGAGAACUUCAAUCUGAUGGAACACUCCUUGUAGAUGGCCAAGCAGUUGCAGUUGUGUACUUCAGGGCUGGAUAUACGCCUAUUGACUAUCCUUCUGAAACGGAAUGGGCGGCUAGGUUACUUGUGGAGCAGUCAUCUGCAGUCAAAUGCCCGUCCAUAUCUUACCAUUUAGCAGGCACCAAAAAAAUUCAACAGGAACUGGCAAAACCAAAUGUACUUGAAAGGUUCCUUGACAAUAAAGAGGAUAUUGCCAAGAUAAGGAGAUGCUUUGCAGGGUUGUGGAGUUUAGAUGACAAAGAUAUCGUAAGAAAAGCCAUCGAAGCACCAGACCUAUUCGUUAUGAAGCCGCAAAGAGAAGGGGGAGGGAACAAUAUCUAUGGCGAUGAUGUGAGGAAAACCCUUGUAAGAUUGCAGAAGGAAGGGAAUGUAGAAGAUGCUGCUUACAUUCUUAUGCAGAGGAUAUUCCCAUCUGUUUACCCGACGAUUUUUGUUCGAGAUGGGAUUUGUCAUAAGGAUCACGCCAUUUCAGAGCUCGGUAUAUUUGGCGCUUACUUAAGGAACAAGGACAAAGUAAUUGUGAAUGACCAAUGUGGUUACUUGAUGAGGACAAAAGUAUCUUCAUCAAAUGAGGGCGGUGUUGCAGCUGGAUUUGCUGUCUUGGACAGUAUUUACUUAACUUGACGGCUUUGAUUCCAAUUCUCCUUUGCAAAAACCCAUAGAAAAUCUCCUAUAUUGGUUGAAUUUUCUAGUUGCUUCAAUGGGAUUUGAUAAUUUGGAAUCCUAAUAAACCCUCAACUAAGGGAUAGAUUUUAUUGACAUUUAUGAUUCAUGUUACUCACCA